AUGGAGACUGUGCACCAGUUGAUUCAGCAGGUAGUGCGGGGAUUUUACGAUGUCAAAGCAGUCAUUAUUAUGGACGCUUUGUUGUAUCACCGGGUGCUGAGUGACAAAGAACUGAUCACAAUGCUGGGUUUACCGGCAAAAGAGAUCCGAAGUAUUUGUGCGAGACUCAAAGAAGAUCAUUUACUGAAAGAUUUAAGUCAUAAAGACGAUGCAACCCGGGAUCAGCGAGCGUUUUCCCAGACCUACUAUUACAUUCAUUUCACAGAGGCAAUUGAUGCUGUGAAGUGGAAAAUGUACUCUAUUGAAAGCAAAUUAAAAGAGCAAAUGGACGCUCAGCAUAACCCGCACGAUUAUGUGUGCGACAUUUGCAAAAACAGAGUCUCCACCAUCGAUGCUGUAUCGUUGUUCAAUCCCGAAAUGGGGGCGUUCUUAUGUGAUGUUUGCGGGAAUCCUUUAAGAGAGGACGAUGGCCCGGGUCCGCAGGACGGAAACUCGGCUCAGGAUCAAAAGGGCGAACUAAUGCAGCAGCUCCAUCCCCUGAUUUCUGCUCUGCGUAAGAUUGACGACAUGGUCAUACCUGAAAACACCUUCCAGUCGGAACUCAACGUUGCAAUUCCAAUACCGAGUGCAGAGCUUUUGGCUGCAUCAAAGCCAACCGCGCGCCCGUCUGGCCCCAGCCAGCGGUUGCCGGAGCCCGUUCAGGCCACCUUCGAAGUGCACAUUACCUCCGAUGCAGAACGCGCAGCCCAGGAACGCGAAUCUGCGGCAGAAAAGAAGCGUCUGCUCGAGGAAAAUGCUCUCCCAGAGUGGCAUGUGCGGUCUACUGUUGGUCAAAAGGUUUACGAUGCUUCCGCUGCUCAAUCAAACCCGGUUGUUAAGACGGAGCUCGAAACUAGUGCUGAACCAGAAGAAAAGAAAGAGGAGAGCGCCAUGGAUGAGUAUUACCGUAAACUUGCCGAACAGCAGGCUGAAAAUGGUGCCGCCGAAGAGGAAGAAGAGGAAGAAGAUGACGAGUUCGAAGACGUUAUCUAG
Messenger RNA from Wickerhamiella sorbophila, 1032 nucleotides. RefSeq names its product Transcription initiation factor IIE subunit alpha. The transcript has a single exon. Gene Ontology annotation, cellular component: transcription factor TFIIE complex. The coding region runs from base 1 to 1032 and encodes 343 amino acids. The record is from RefSeq and is a predicted model, not a curated record. NCBI's taxonomy places the organism in Eukaryota, Fungi, Ascomycota, Dipodascomycetes, Dipodascales, Trichomonascaceae. Gene Ontology annotation, biological process: transcription open complex formation at RNA polymerase II promoter; transcription initiation at RNA polymerase II promoter.